Molecule: messenger RNA, 935 nt
Organism: Drosophila erecta
Lineage: Eukaryota; Metazoa; Arthropoda; Insecta; Diptera; Drosophilidae
Exons: 4
Coding region: 170-835 (221 amino acids)
Source: RefSeq, a predicted model, not a curated record
UCGUCAUCGAUAUAUUUUGUUCUCCAACACUAGUUCGUCCGCCAUUUUGUAUGCCAGUCCAAAAAAUUCCGCCAGAGCUUGAAUUAGAUCUAAAACUACUGAUAAAACUGCAAUUACUGCCAUCAAUAAGGCAACUUUGAAGCAAUUGUAAUCCAAGAGCAUAUAAGCGAUGGCUAGUAACCCCAAUCAGAAUAAGAAAGGUCCCAAACGUAAGGCGGCACCUGAGGAAGGCGACCAAAUAAUUGCAUACGUGGAGGAAUAUGUGGCCCAAUUGUGCUACGAUAAUGAUCUCCGUACCAUCCUGAUCGCUGAAAAGAACAAGGCGUUUGAGGUCCUGAUCGCCGAGAAGUACACCACUUUGAACUACUUGAACUUUGACUACUUGACCCAUGGCGACAAUCCCCAGACUUUUGUGGUUGACCUCCACUUUUUGCUUUCCAAGAACACCCAUAUCCUGGAGUUUCUCAAUCAGCUGGUAGACGCCAAAAGAAACUUAGUCCUGGCUUACGAAGCCCACUGCAAGAAGGCCCUCAAGUUCAAGGCCGACAUGCGGAAGAAAAAUAAUUGCUUCGAUGAGUUCACCGGGAUGAACUACCACGAUCUGAAGAAGACCAUUCUAAACGCUGCGAAAGAGGAGCAAGAAAUUCGCGCGAAGACAGCUUUAAAAUCCGAGGAGCUCAAAAAGAAGCUAGAAUUCAUAAACGCCACCAAAAAGUCAAUGAAUAAUAACAUCCGUGUUCUAAAUCAGAUCGAACAGGACGCCAUGGAAAUUGUCGAAGAUUUAAAAUCAAGAAUUUUUGCAGUGCAAGUCCAGCAAAAAGCAAAUAAUAUUUGAACAAUCACCAAAAAUCCAUUGGAAAAUGAGGUUCUCAAUAAUACCUCAUCUUCUAAAAAAUAUAUGUGGAAAUCCUUAAAUUGCUUUAACAUUGAACAAG